This is a messenger RNA of Aspergillus brunneoviolaceus CBS 621.78, 1386 nucleotides long. RefSeq lists its product as uncharacterized. Bases 1 to 1386 code for a protein of 461 amino acids. The record is from RefSeq and is a predicted model, not a curated record. The transcript has a single exon. NCBI's taxonomy places the organism in Eukaryota, Fungi, Ascomycota, Eurotiomycetes, Eurotiales, Aspergillaceae.
AUGACAAUCACGGCGGACUCACUUUUCGAUGAGGUAGGAGCGAGCUAUGAAGCUGCCUUUGCAGACAAUGCGCCGCUUUGUGCCUUCAUCGAUCAGGCCAGCAAGAAGUUAGCCCCCAACAGUCGGGUGCUGGAUGUUGGAUGCGGCACCGGCAAGCCCGUCGCGGAGAUCCUAGCAACCGCAAGCCAUCAGGUGCAUGGAAUCGACAUCUCCCCAGGUAUGGUCAAGAUUGCCACGUCGCAAGUCCGGGGUCAGUUUGAAGUGGCCAACAUGAACACCUUCCACCCUUGCCAGUCCUAUGAUGGUGUCUUUGCAAUUCUGUCGCUGUUCCAGCUCACUCCGGGAGAGCUGUACUCGAUGAUCUUCAAAUUUGCCGAGUGGCUCAACUUGGGUGGGCGCUUGGCCCUCGCGGUGACGCCCAGCACCGGACUGUUGCCGGACAAAUGCACCUACGAUCCCACCUGGAAUUGUGUGAGGAUGCUCGGAAAGUACUGGAUGGGAAACUACACCAACGAGGUCUUCCAUUCGGAAGAUGGAUGGGCUCGCCUGCUGCAAGCGGCCGGUAUGGUACUCGAAAUGGAGCCCGUUGACCACAUCUUUUGCCCGACUGGCAACCGGGAAUACACGCAUCCUGAGGCUCAGCACUUCGUGCUCGCAAGGAAGGUUGAGCCGCAGCCUUUGCUGGGCCCGUAUCCAGUUCCAAUUGCUGAAAUGCCUUCAGACUGUGUCGACCAUCUUGAUAUUUUCACCGAUCGCUUCGUGAGCGAAGACAUCAAGAGCCUCUGCAAUGAGGUCGCAGUGGAUGGAAAGAAGAUGCUUGUCCUCGGGCAAGACAGUUGGAGUCAGUAUGCAGGCUGUGAGGAAUUUCAGUCCCUGCCAGACAUCACCGAUAACCUCCCAUAUGCACCUGACACGUUCGAUGUCAUCGUUGCGCCCUGGACACUCGAUAAGCUUCCCUUCCUCAGACAGGCCGUCGAGGAGAUGGUCCACGUGGCACGUCGGAAGAACUCACAACUUGUCAUCCUCCAGGGAGCUCCUGGAAAUGAGGCGGUGAUGGUCCUGAACGCGGCCGCGCGCUCACCUCGAAUCCGCCACCAAGGCCAGAUUCUGCAGGAAGCAGCGCACCUGUUGACAACACAGGGGUUCGGGCACAUCUCUCUAAAGCGUGUUCGUGCACACUAUGCAUUCCCCGAAGAGGACUUGCCAACCCGAUGCUCGGUGGCUGCGGAAUGUUUGGCCGCGAUCACACAUCGACAGCAUCCGAACUAUGAGGUCAUCAAGCACAUCCUGACUGCGCGGCUGAAGCUUCAUUUCCAGGGCAGCACACACGCGGUGGGAAUGGACAUGGUUGCCUUGAUUGCGAGGUCGAACGAUGCGGAGAAUUGA